Drosophila yakuba is the source of this 4036-nucleotide messenger RNA. Its product is annotated as slit homolog 2 protein. The coding region runs from base 821 to 2317 and encodes 498 amino acids. Lineage: Eukaryota; Metazoa; Arthropoda; Insecta; Diptera; Drosophilidae. The record is from RefSeq and is a predicted model, not a curated record. Gene Ontology annotation, molecular function: protein binding. The transcript has 8 exons.
AGCCUCAGUCCGCAAUCGUCGGUUUUGCCAACCAAACGUGCUUCAUUUUCCAUCAAUUGUCGCUUCGAACCGUUUCAAAUAUUUUCCGAUUCUGGAUUCAGGAUUCGGGGGCUUGCCAGUGGGAUUCGGCAGAGGAUGCAACAGGAUUGAUACCUUGUACGGAGGGCUGAGAGCCUGACAGAGCGAUUAUAGCCUGACUAGACCUGGAUCCUGGCUCGCCAUUUUCAGCGAAUGUAACGGAAUUCAGUGGAAAAGCGCCAUCGAUUCGAUUCAAUACGAUUCAAUUCGAUUCGAUACUGGGCAGUAAAGGCUGAGGCGAGCAAAGGACCCUUGGAGGACUGUUGAAUUAGUUAGAGGCGAAGCAACAAAUACAAACAAAGGGGCCAUUCAACAACCUCCCGAAGUCGCCGUAUCGAUUUUCCGUUACAUCGUUAUACACACACACUAACCCAGUUGGCACACAUCCAUUACGCAUACGCCCCAUAGCCACCCCAGAAAGCGAGAAGAGCGUGCGGACCAGCUGCUCCACUCCACUCCAUCCCACUCUGCGAAGAGAAAGGGAGAGCCUGGCGGAUUAUCGGACUGGCUUUGUUGCAUCCCGCAGCCACUGGAGGCAUGUUUCAUUUGGCACUCGCCAGCAGCGGACGGACAAACCAUUUAGGGCUACGGCAAUAGCCAUUGUAGGUAGCAUUCACCAGCAUCGGCAUCCGCGACCAGUCACGACAGUGACGCUUUCUGCCGCGGAAUAAGGAAUCCUUCACCCCAUCCACCCAAUCACAGUCGCCCCAACGAAAUCGCAAGCCACCAGCAGGUGUUCAGCAUGGCGGGAAUUCAGCUGCAACCAGGAUGCACGAUGGCCGUGGCGGUGGUGCUCCUACUGCAGGUGCUCGUGAUGGGCCAGGUGCUUGGCCAGGGUCCGCCGCAGGCCCAGGUGUGCCCGGAGCAGAGCGAGAUCGCGCCCUGCAUCUGCACAGUGAAGAAGAACGGGCUGGACAUCCUGUGCGAGACCACCGAUCUGGCGCACAUCACCAAGUCGAUGGGCACGCUGAAGGGCAAGAGUCCCAUCAUCUUCUACCUGAAGCUGCGCCACAACAAUCUGCCCAAGCUGCAGGGCUUCGUCUUCCUGGCCCUGGACAUCCGCCACCUGACCAUCCACAACAGCAGCCUGGCGGCCAUCGAGGAGAACGCCCUCAGCUCUCUGGGUGCGGGGCUCACACAGCUGGAUGUGUCUCUAAACCAAAUGAAGACGGUGCCCUCGCAGGCUCUGCAGCACCUGUUCCACCUGUUGAUCCUUAAUCUAAACCACAACAAAAUCACCGUGAUCCACAACAAUGCCUUCGAGGGACUGGAGACCCUGGAGAUUCUGACGCUCUACGAGAAUAAGAUCACACAAAUCGAUCCCGAGGCUUUCCGAGGACUAGAGGACCAUAUUAAACGCCUGAAUCUGGGUGGCAACGAUCUUACCAAUAUCCCGCAGAAAGCUCUUUCCAUUUUGAGCACCUUAAAGAAGCUGGAGAUUCAGGAGAACAAAAUACGGACUAUCAGCGAAGGCGAUUUUGAAGGCUUGCAGAGCUUGGACUCAUUGAUUUUGGCCCACAACAUGAUCACCACCGUGCCUGCCAAUGUGUUUAGUCACCUCACCCUGCUGAACUCCUUGGAGCUGGAGGGCAAUAAGAUCAGUGCGAUUGACAAGGAUGCCUUCAAGGGCCUGGAGGAGAACCUGCAAUAUCUGCGCCUGGGUGAUAACCAGAUCCACACUAUUCCCAGCGAGGCACUGCGUCCACUGCACCGCCUUCGCCACUUGGACUUGCGCAACAACAAUAUCAAUGUUUUGGCCGAGGAUGCCUUCACUGGCUUUGGAGAUUCCCUAACUUUCCUCAACCUGCAGAAGAACGACAUCAAGGUUCUGCCCAGUCUUCUGUUCGAGAAUCUAAACUCUCUGGAAACGCUGAACUUGCAGAACAACAAGCUGCAGCGCAUACCGCAGGACAUAAUGGAGCCCGUCAUCGACACCCUCCGCAUCAUCGACAUCACCGAUAACCCGCUGAACUGCUCCUGCGAGCUGACCUGGUUCCCCAAGCUGCUGGAGGACCUGAAGAACAAGGACGACGAAAUGUCGCAGAAGAAGAAGCCGCUGUGCCACAUGUCGCUGGACAACCGCGAGUACUUCGUGCAGGCCAUGCCCACCGAGAAGAUGCACUGCGCCGGCCUCAAUGUGAGUCCCUCGCCCACCAGCGGCGGUCUAAUGCGGAUCCUGCAAGUGAACAUCCUGGCCCAGAUUGCCGUGUGUAGCGUGGCCUUUCUGACUAGCGUCUAAGCAUCUAGCCUCUGUCCAGCUAGACGCGGUGUUCCAUGUGGGUCAGUUUCAGCUUCAGUUUCAGUUCCACCCAUGUGAUCAGUGAUAGAAUCCAACAGAGCGACAGUUCCAUUCGGUUUAAUUCGGUUGCCACAUAACGAAUCACCCAAAAAUGCAAAAAUGCAAAAAGCAAUCCCAGACCCCAGAACCCAGAUCACAGACCUCUUGUACGCCCACAAGCCAUUUCUGUGUUGUUGUAUUGUAUGUUUUCUUAUAGAUUAUAGGGAAUCCGUGAAUUAUGCAACUCUGCCAGUAAUUAGACUCAGAAAGCACGCUUUUCGAACCAGCAGCAGGCUUCCCCCACCCCCGCAAGUUAUUGAGACGACGCCCCUGGAGAGGCACCACCACCACUAUCCGGUCCACCCACUGCACUCCGCUCCAGACGUGCACGGUAGCUCGCCGAGAAGGGGAAUGCUGGGAUGCUAUUCACUUGUCUGCGGACGUAGCUUAGAUGUAAGGCUUGGUUUGGGCACCAGUGCACCAGUGCGGAGGCAACCCAAACCCAAACCCAAACCCAAAAUCAAAACCCAAACCCAAACAUAUCGGAAUAUUGUUACGUUUAAGCGUGGGAUUUUGUUGUUACUUGCGUUAAUCUGUACGAGCUUAGUUGUGCAGCCUAGGGCUCCGUAUGCCCAUCUAUUAUGUGUAGUCUAUCGUCGUCUUGUCGUCGGUGUUGUGAGAUACAAUCAUUACUAACGCGUUUCGUAGUCCCUCCACCCGUUUCCCGACCUACCUUCUGCACCCAACCGAUCCCCAGUCGAAUCGACCCGCCUCCUCGAGCUCCUCGAGACCAUGUGCCGUGUUAUCCAAUUCGAAGCAGGCAUGGCCAAUUGUGGCUCCACUUUGGGUGCCAGAGGCAGGCGAAACGGAGGGAAAACACAAGAGAAAGUAAGAAAUUUCAUUUGCAUCAAUCACCAAGAACUGAUUAUGGAAUAAGUAGUUUGUACUCUUUAUUUGCCGCUAACACGGGCAAACUCCCAAGUAUCCCAAGUAAUCCCCAUCCACAUCCACAUCCACAUCCCGAUUCCCAUUCCCAUUCCCAAAACCCACAUCCAGAACCCAGAAGGGGCAACCCACAAAAAUCGAGAAUGCAUAUCGUUAUAUUGUUAUAUUAUAUCGUGACAUAUCAAGAGCUCCAAGUAGUAAGACACUCGGAAAGCUCGGCACAGCUAAUAUAGUGACAUUUUAUAGAAUUUACUUACAUUUUUGAGGCAUCUGACAAGUUUGAUAUUUAUGCAAGAAGUGAAUUAAGCAAAUGCGUAUGCAGAGUGGAAUUUUUGAAAUUUUUUAUACAUAUACUUUUAUACACACAUACAUACGUACCUUUUCGAUUAUGUCUACGCAAUCUAAGUUGUAACUCGAUUAGCUAUACUAUACACUAACACCCCAAUCCGCCCGACCCCAAUCCCCUCCCUCCACCACCCCAACCACUCGGUGGCUUAGGUCAGUAGCCACCCACUGGUGGGCGGUGGUGCAGCGGGAGCGGGUUCGGGGCGGGAAAUAUUUUCAAGAGAAUGCGCCGCACCACCGAUUCGGGUCAGUUUCCUUUGGCUAGAGCUGUUCUUUUCAAAAUAUUGCUAACACCGAACCCCAUCGAAAGCUGGGCUUGCAUAAUGCUCUCCAUGUGAGCAGAAUCUGAGAAUCUGUCUAAUAAAGAAUCCAUGUUGGUUACAAAUGCAA